AUGAGCAGAUCCUACUUAAACAUCAAAACAGAGCGAGAAACUUUACGAAAAGCAAAACAAAGAGAGAAUCACGAAAUGAGAUGGAGGGGAAAUCAGAACACACGAGAAAGAUUCAAUAGCGGAACACCAACACCUGAUCUGCCCUUGGUAGAGAAUGGUGAUCCUGGUCCAAGCACAUCUAAUUUUCGAAUAGGCGUUGAAGCUGAAAGUAUUAUGAAAAGGAAAUACAGGUUGAUUGACAGCUUUAGAGAAAACGAAAAUGAGGGGCUUCAAACACGUUACAGAGACCAGGUUACAAAACUAGGUGUAACUGAAGGAUGCCCCUGUUGUGGAAAUACCUGGUUUUCAGUCUAUAUUCAUCAUAUCAAAAGAUUUAUCGGGAUUGACAAAGAAUUGACAGUAUAUAUUUUAACAAGGUGUUCAAGUCUUUGCACAAACAUUGUUACGUAG
Mucor mucedo is the source of this 450-nucleotide messenger RNA. RefSeq lists its product as uncharacterized. The record is from RefSeq and is a predicted model, not a curated record. Bases 1 to 450 code for a protein of 149 amino acids. NCBI's taxonomy places the organism in Eukaryota, Fungi, Mucoromycota, Mucoromycetes, Mucorales, Mucoraceae. The transcript is spliced from 5 exons.